AUCUCAGACACAAUGUUUUGUAAAGGAAAUAACUUCUCAUUCAUCCGCGAAACCUGUUUCGUUAUGCCAGCGUUAGGCUGAAAUGUGAUUCAUGCGGCUAACAUUUCUUCACCUUCUAUCCGUCACCCAGUCGUUCAUAAUGCCUUUCGAGCGGCGAUCAUUCAACAGAAAGCAUUCGCAAGCGUCUCAGCACAAGAGGCCUCGGUCGCCCUCUUUCAUUUGUUGAAGAGUACAUCAUUUCAAGAAAAUUGUGUUCAAAGAAAUGUAAACAAUGUUAAAUCCUUUGUUCGUGGGCUUAGUUUUACUAAAAAUAUGCCUAAUAAGGCAAUGCGUAUUUAGUGCGCCGCUACCGGCGACCGCAGAAAUCUACAACGGUAAUACUGUGCCACCAACGAUGCGUGCACCCGAGAACCCCCCACCUGCAGACACCGCGGUAGAAUUUAUGAAACGUUUUGGCUACCUUGAUCCAGGUAUUCCGAAUUCUGAAGCCUUAUAUAGAGAGGAUGCAAUAAUAGAAGCUAUAAAAAAUAUGCAAAAAUUUGGAGCCAUUCCACAAACAGGAAUUCUAGAUAGCAACACACUACAGUUAAUGAAGCGGAAGAGGUGUGGGGUUCCUGAUGUCAUACGUAGAAAAAGAAUCAAGAGAUAUAUUGUUGGUUCUGAAGGCUGGAAAAAACGGAAUAUAACUUAUUUCAUUGCUAACUGGACACCAAAAUUAGGAGAAGAAAAUGUGUUUCAUGAAAUGCAGAAAGCAUUUAAUUCAUGGAGUGGAUAUGCAAGAUUAUCUUUUCAGUACAGCCGGGACCCAAAUGCUGAUAUUAUUAUAGCUUUUGGGCGAGGUCCACAUGGUGAUUAUUACCCAUUUGAUGGCCCUGGAAAUAUUUUGGCACAUGCCUACUUUCCAUAUGAACAUGGUAAUUAUGGGGGUGACAUCCACUUUGAUGAUGAUGAAGAGUGGAAGAUGAGGCCUGGAGAAUUAGAGAGUGGUGUUGACUUCUUUACUGUGGCUGUUCAUGAGUUGGGCCACAGUUUGGGACUUGCCCAUUCUCCAGUUUCUGGAUCCAUUAUGUUUCCAUAUUAUAAAGGUUAUCAACCUAAUUUUCAAUUGGAUUAUGAUGAUAUUUUGGCAAUGUAUGAAUUGUACAUUUCUAGAAAUCUGGAAGGGGAUACUUCAGUCACACAUACAAAUACCAAUGAUGUAGAUGAGGAAUUUGAUGAUUAUACUGAAAGUAAUGGAGAUGAACAUGAGAAAAGAACUACUCCAAAACCUGAUCAUAGUGACACAACACAUAAAACUUCUGAUGAAUCUGAUACUACAGAAAGUUCUACAUCUGUGGUCCCUAUUCCAACAACACUGCAACCAGAAUACAAUGUGACAUAUAUGGGAGAUGAUGAAAGUGUUGAUGAGCAUUUACAACAUGAUUCAACAACUCACCAUCCAAAAACAAAGAACAAAAUCCCUAAUCUUUGUGAGGGAACACCUAAUGCAAUUUCUGUACUUCGCAAUGAAUUAUUUGUAUUCAAGGAUAAGUAUGUGUGGAGAAUGCCUGAGAGAAAUGAAGUAAUACCAGGAUAUCCUGUACCAAUUCACCAGUUGUUUUGGUCUUUACCUGAAUUUGUGACUGCUAUAGAUGCUGUCUACCAAAGAGAAACUGACCAAAGCAUUGUAUUAUUUACAGGAAAUCAAUAUUGGGUUCAUGAUGGUGACAAAUUCAUAGAAAAUAGUCCUCGACCAAUUACAUCCUAUGGACUUCCCAGCACCCUAAAGAAAGUUGAUGCUGCAUUUGUCUGGGGGAAAAACGGGAAAACAUUUAUUUUCAGUGGGCACCAGUACUGGAGGUACAAUGAAACUACCCAGAAAAUGGAUCCUGGUUACCCACAUAAUGUUUCCAGAUGGAGAGGUGUACCUGAAGAUUUAGAUGCAGCUUUUACAUGGACAGAUGGAUUGACAUAUUUUUUCAAAAAUAAUAUCUUCUGGAGGUUCAAUAAUUACUUGAUUAAAACUGAUCGUGGAUAUCCUCUCCUAGCAUCUCAGUAUUGGUUCAAUUGUUCUUGAAUGAGAAGUCUCCUAAAAGUUAAAAAGCAUGUUUAUGGUUCAACUAGAUACAACUACAAUUCUUUUAGGAGGAUGAUAACUGGUUCACCAAUAUCAGUGAAUCUGAUGAAGUUGGAUAACAAAACAAAAAGAAAAUGCCAUUUGUGAUCAUUGAAAUACUACUUUGUUUUUUCCAAAAAUAUUUACAUGCUUGUAGUUUUCAAAGUUAUUUUUGUACAUAGUAAAUAUACAAUGUUUACAUAAAUAUUUUAUAGUCAUGCGAAUACCACUGAUAUUCUCACUGAUCUCACCCCAUUUCUUACAAAGCUAAAUAGAAAACAAAAUUUCUUUACAAGUCUUUUUGUUUUUAGUUAUUUUCUUACAUGAAAUUCAAAAAUGUUCGAGUACAGAGGUACAAUGUACAUAAAUAAACCAAACACGAACACAAACACUUCAAGUGACAAUGACUUGUUACAAAAAUAUGCAUUCACCAAUUGUAAAUUCUAUUCCUCUUUAUUGCAAUACUCACACUUGGUGAGGAGUUAGAAUCAAUGACAUUAUUCAGAACUGUAGUGUAGAACAAAUUUAUGACAGAUACCACAGUCAUUAACUACAGAUAUAAAAAGUAUAAGCUGUGAUUACUUUACAUGUAUAUGGAAGAUCAUUAACAUAUUCAAGAUAAUUAAAGGUAUUAUUAUUAAAUAUAAUUCCAGAAAAUAAACUGAAAUGGAUUGAGUACAGACCAUUGACAGUUUUGUAAUCAGAAAGUCUGCUUGACCUACAUUGAUUUGUGCAUUACUGUCAUUGCUUCAAGCUUAUCACACAAUGUUUGUACAGCUUGGUACUUUGCUGGCAAUUUUUAGCUUUUACUCAUAGUAAACAAAUAUUAACAGCUAUUACUUUCAAUAUAUAUACAUAUACAUUUAAAACACACGUUAUAUAUCAUAACAAUAUUUAAUAGUCUAUAUAAAAAUAAUUUUACAAAUUCAACUGAAUAGUAGCUUUAUUGAGCUCAGAAAAAUGAAGCACAUGUACCACUUUUAAUCAUGCUCAUAAAGCCCAAGUUCUUCUCAGAUUAACAAAGAGGAUGAUGUGAAUGAAACAAAUCUUCACUUCUACAAUGGCAUUGAUAUUUGACUUCUAUCCUAGAAGUUCAAUGCUAAUUUACUUUCUUCUCUGAAACACAAGAUUAAACAAAACAUUGUUUCAAAGUCAAAUUAUAAGAAAAGUCUUUGGAAAGAGAGCAAUAGCAUUUCUUACCAGGACUUCCACCAACGGGAUUUUAUACUGAAAUAACUUAUUGAAUAUAAUAUAGAGAAAUUCAUACAUUCUGUGUUCAAUGCUGGGACUGUUCAAAUGCAAUAAACAAACACAUUAAUAUCAAGAACAAAACUUUUUUCUAACCUCUAUUCUCCACCACAGCUUAAACUACCUUUGUUUUCCUUCAUUAACCUUAUAAUUUUCUCUGUGGGGAACUGCCAGAGAUAUACUUUGCUAAUGAAAAUAACAAUUAGAUAACCAUCAUGCACUAAUUAGAAAAAACUAUCUACAUACACUACACAUUUCCUGCAAGUGAAGUAAUUUGAAUUGCAUGUUACCUCACUUCAUGUGAAGAAUUUAACUACAACAGCUCUGAGGAGUAGGAUCAAGGCCUGACCGUUUUGUCACAAAUACUCUAGUAAAUUC
Gryllus bimaculatus (two-spotted cricket) is the source of this 3721-nucleotide messenger RNA. The record is from the annotation of a GenBank genome assembly. Lineage: Eukaryota; Metazoa; Arthropoda; Insecta; Orthoptera; Gryllidae.